Molecule: messenger RNA, 1201 nt
Organism: Photinus pyralis (common eastern firefly)
Lineage: Eukaryota; Metazoa; Arthropoda; Insecta; Coleoptera; Lampyridae
Exons: 3
Coding region: 47-1201 (384 amino acids)
Molecular function (GO): nucleic acid binding; zinc ion binding
Source: RefSeq, a predicted model, not a curated record
ACGCUUUUAUUUAAUAUCUACGUUCAUUAUUCUACAUGGUGGCAGCAUGAGUCGUAAGAAAAAUAAGAAGAAUAUUGAUGAAUCAUUUGGUGAAUUGCAAGAUAAUUCAUCGGUCGGCCGUCGACACAUCACGUUUCAACCACCGGCUCAAUUUGACUUCCAGUGCCCAGAAAAAUGGGAAAAAUGGUUUAAAAGAUUCGAAAGAUACCGGAUGGCGUCGGGGCUUGAUCAGGAACCAGAAGAAAAACAAGUGACUUCUUUAAUUUAUUGUAUGGGGGAGAAUGCUGAAGAUAUAUUGACUCGCUCCCAACUUCCUGAAGAAAAACUUAACUCCUAUAAAACUGUAAAGGCCGCAUUUGACGAAGCUUUUAUAGGGAAGCGGAAUAUACUUUAUGAGCGUGCUAAAUUUAAUUCUCGAAACCAGAAAAAAGGGGAGAUCUUUGAACAGUUUCUCACUGAUAUCAGCUUGAUGGCCGAACGUUGUGCUUUCCGGGAUCUUAGAGAUGAACUUGUUCGUGACCGUAUAGUUGUCGGUAUUUUAGAUAAGACUUUAUCCUCACAACUACAAGAGGAUGCUGACCUAACUUUGGAGAAAGCUAUACAAAAGGCAAAACAGAGAGAAUCCAUAAAAAAACAAACUUAUGAACUGGAGGAGAUUCAAUCAAAACCUUCAUCAGAAGUUGAUCGUAUCCAUUCCAGUUCGUCUAGCAAAUUUCCACUAAAGGAGUCCACAACUGAUAUUAUGGAAGGUGGGUGCUGGAAUUGUGGGGGUCCUAGACACCCACGAAAUUCUUGUCCAGCUAAGGACUAUACCUGUAAGUGUGGAAAAGUUGGCCAUUUUAAAAAAAUGUGCAAAUCAAAUACCAUUGUGGGUAAAUUCACAAAGAAAAUUGGGGAAUUGCGCGAAUCCUCGCAAAUUUCAGUCAGCGAGCAAGAGGAUGACGCAACGUACCUUGGAGCGUUGAAUACCAUUGGUGGAGUUUCCAAUGCUUGGGCAGAAGUUACAGCCAUACCAUCUAAUAUUCUAAAGCAAAUUCCAAAUCUUUUCAAGUCAGACAAAACUCUAAAAAAUGCCGACCAAAAUAUCAUGGUGGUGGAUGACAUGUUUACGGCAGAUUUAGAAUUUAAUGGUCAGAAAGUGAAAGAAAAAAUAUAUUUCGAAAAUCGUAUGAAUCAGGCAAUGUUCAAUCAAUCGCCUUAG